Molecule: messenger RNA, 1354 nt
Organism: Dreissena polymorpha
Lineage: Eukaryota; Metazoa; Mollusca; Bivalvia; Myida; Dreissenidae
Exons: 7
Coding region: 1-1194 (397 amino acids)
Source: RefSeq, a predicted model, not a curated record
AUGUCUGAAGAGCUUGGGGACAUGGAGCCUGUCUACCCGAAUGUUGAAGGGGAAGAGUUGAUACUUACCUCUCAUAGUGAUGCGAAUGACAGGCAACUCCAGGCGGCUGAGUUGAUGGUGAGCUUGUCUUCAAGCCUUCCCAUUGGGGGACAAUGCGUUACCAUGAAAACACAGCCCGUUGCCAUGGAAUCCCAGUCCACCUCAUCGAUUGCCUCACACCCAUGCACAGCAUAUAACUAUCCAGUCAUUGUUUCCUCGUACGGUGUGGGACCUGCUGGAGCAUUGGAAACGACAGUUGCUAAGGAAACAAUUUCCAAUUGCAGUACUAAUGAAAGAGGGGAUCACAUGGUUGGCUACAGCAUUGCAGAUAAUUGCACCCAGCACUUCGAAGAAUACGUCGAAGGAAAUGAUAUUCACAAUAGCCAUUCAAUUGUCAUUGAACAGGCUGACAGAGGAAAGUUUACUGAAAAUCAUGAGGACCAUUUGUCACAUAAUUCUGUCAUUGUGAUGUCAUCAGGAGUGGGUGGGGAAAGUUUCAUGGUGGAGAACACGGAAGAUGACGUAGAGCUCGGGGAGAUUGAGUACAUUCAGGACGGGGACAUUAUCACCAUAUUAGAGGGUAACACCAGCUCUUCCUUCACUGACAUUGUAUCAAAAUCACAAUAUGAAAACAUCUGCAACCCUACAACCACGCAUGGUUACCAAAUGACCAGUGAUGGUAAACAUGGUAACUACAUCACAUCUGAAGUUAACCAAAUAAUUAUUGAUUGUAACCAAGCAACAACUGAGAGUAACCAUGCAACAUAUGCUGGUUACCAAAUUACCUCAGAUGGUCACCAGGCAACAGCUGAGAGUAACCAUGCAACCAAUGUUGGUUACCAAGUAACCAUUGAUGGUAACCAAGCAACAAGUGAUUGUAACCAAGCAAACACGAACAGUAACUUGGCAGCCCUUAAAACUAGCAUGGUUACCACUACUUGGACACAUGGUGUGAUCAUUGACAAUGCUGCUCCAGACAAUAAUGCGUGUGAUGAAGGCAGUGGAUAUCUCGAUGGUGAAACCCUGCAUGUGAGUCUGAAAGGUGGUACUGGUCAGUCACUGACCCUGAUUAACAAGCGCAGGCUGGAGCAGAUGACCCAGGGAUCUGAAGUCUUGGUUGUGGAACCCAAGAAGUACGAUCCUGGCCGACUUUGAUGUUGUAUGAUAACAUGCAUUGCUCAUGUGAUUUGAUAAUGUGUUUAUACUGUUACUGUCACGUGAGGUCAAGUACUGAUAGCUCAAAUGUUUAUCUGUUAACGGUACAGACCAAAGUAUUAUAUUAGUUGAUUUAAGCCACCAGCGGGAGAGGUGUACU